Staurois parvus is the source of this 1116-nucleotide messenger RNA. NCBI's taxonomy places the organism in Eukaryota, Metazoa, Chordata, Amphibia, Anura, Ranidae. The record is from the annotation of a GenBank genome assembly.
AUGUUACCACGUCUGAAAUAUUUCUUCUUUCUCUUCAUAUUUUUAUCUUUCUUCUCCAUAUCCCAGUUCCUUUUCAGAAAAACUCCCUUUUUUAUACACUCACCAAACUCUGAUCUGAAAAAGAAACCGGUCCAUCUCCUGGUUGUGUCAUCCUGGAGAUCAGGUUCUUCAUUCCUUGGACAGAUCUUCAACCAUCACAAUGAUGUCUUCUACCUCUUUGAGCCUGGACAUUCCCUCUGGAUGAAGUUUUCGGGUGAAAGUUCUGAGCUGCUACAUUUUCCCUUAAGAGAUCUUCUACGAUCGCUAUUCACCUGUGAUGUGUCCCCUCUUCGUCAGUAUCUUCAUAAGGGUGGAAAACAUAUUUCUGAAUUGGGUUUUUUUGCAGAAAGUCGUGCACUCUGCACCCCACCAGCUUGUUCAGCCUUUAUGCCUACUGAAGGCUAUGACCGCCUCAAGUGCUACUACCGAUGCAGGAACACUUCACUGAAUAAAAUGGCAGAAUCAUGCAAGACAUACAGCCACGUGGUGAUGAAAACAGUCCGCAUUUUAGACCUUUCUGUUCUUCUUCCCCUUUUCCGAGAUCCUGCUCUUGAUCUUCGUAUUUUGCACCUUGUAAGGGACCCUCGAGCUGUUGCUUUGUCAAGGAAAUCCUUUACUCUCAAUAUUGAGGACCGAAUUGUACUUAAGAGUGAUGGAAAUACAAAUAUUACAAUAAGCAGGGUAAUGAAGAAGAUUUGCAAAUCUCAGGUUGACAUCAACAAUGUGGCUAAAGCAGCGGAGGUGUUGCAAGGGCGAUACAUGACAAUUAGACAUGAGGACCUUUCUAAUGAACCCCUUAAACACAUAAAAAAAAUUUACAGUUUUGCUAGCUUGUAUCUAACUAAAAACCUGGAACAAUGGGUUUACAAUAUCACCCACAAGGAGGUGGAAGGGAUCAUGACUUUCUCACGCGAUUCUUCAAAGGUGGUCCAAAAAUGGAGAACUGCUCUGAAGUUCAAUUUUGUAAAACAGAUUCAAGACAACUGCAAAGAGGCAAUGGAUUUGUUUGGUUACAGGUCAGUAAGGUCUGAAGAAGAACAGCAAAAUUUGACGCUGGGCUUAGUAAAUCAGGAAUAG